Molecule: messenger RNA, 6187 nt
Organism: Rhopalosiphum padi (bird cherry-oat aphid)
Lineage: Eukaryota; Metazoa; Arthropoda; Insecta; Hemiptera; Aphididae
Gene: Asx
Product: polycomb protein Asx
Exons: 11
Coding region: 1172-3523 (783 amino acids)
Biological process (GO): positive regulation of transcription by RNA polymerase II; animal organ morphogenesis
Cellular component (GO): PR-DUB complex
Molecular function (GO): DNA binding; chromatin binding
Source: RefSeq, a predicted model, not a curated record
AAGAACACACACAAACACCGACGACGCGGCGGCACGGACGAUUACCCCCACCACGCUGACGGCACCCGCAUCCGUAGUGGUUGUAUGUGUUGUACGCAGCGACGACGACGACGUUCUCACCGCCGCCACCACCGCUGCGAUUCGUCUGCGACUCUACACCACUGGCCCGUUCGCUGAUAACUCGCGUAGAUAAUAUUAUUAUUACUAUUAUUAUUAUUUUUUUUCACUUCCAACAACGUACAAUAAUAUCGCAUUAUAUUAUCAUUCGUUAUUAUUAUUGUUGAAAUAAUAAAUACCGCCUAUAUAAUAUUAUUAUUAUUGAAAUAAUAAACGCGCACAGUGAACUCGCGCGCACGCACGCACGCUCGUCCGUCGCCAGCGGUAUUGUAAAAAUAUCGGUAGUGUUUGUUAAUUAGUCGACAUUACGUUGUACGCGUCGGACUUCGACGACGAGCCGAAACGGCAACGCGCGUCCGUUAACGAUAACGUACGUGAAUUACGCGCGCAUGUAGUUGGUACGGCGUCGGACCAUCGGCACGCAGCGCACUGUCGUUGUUUUUAUUUUACAAUCGCACACACGGUGCACGUACCGUACGUAAUUAUUGAGUUUUUGUCUCCUGUCCGUUCUGGUGCGGUCUGCUGCUGCUUGUCGCCCGUCCACGUCCGCGCUCCGUCCAUAUCGUCUCAUCACGACGCGGCCCGGUGACGAUAAUAUGCGAUUGUUAUUGUUCUGCGCGCACGGCGUUCAGCGUUCGGAAAACGGUUGUCGACGAAAUGCGUAAACGACGGACCCGGCGCGAACGAGAAGACGAAGACGACGUCGAGGAAGAAGAAGAAGAAGAAGAAGGAAAAGAAGGUAAAGACGACGAAGACCGCGGCCGCGGAGAAUACGUAUGACGACGGGUCCCAUUGCCGACGACCCGUGUUGUUGUUGUCCAUUUGCUCGGCCGGUCGUUUUGUCGUCGACGCAUCGUCCAUUGGUGUCUGUCCGCGAUCCGGUCGUCGCCCGAGCACCGUAGUUAACGCGACCCUCUGUCUAAACCACCCACUUCAACAACAACUACAACAACUGCUCGACCCACACUGGUGAUACUUAUCUGGCUACGGCUCUUUUCCCCGCACGAGUACAUGCGAUUCGCAGUUGCCAAGAAACAUCACUCAGAAAAGGUAUAUGUCAUAUUAUGAAAUGAAUAAAAUGGAGGACAGAAAAAGGACAAUUCUUUCUUCUGGCAAUUCCAACACAUCAUUAACUCCUGUUAAACUUCAAAAACUUAAAGAAAAUGAUAAGAUAACUAAUGAAAAUGAUAAUAUUUGGAGCAUUUCAAAAGUAACUAGAGGAGCUAGUGCAAAGAGUUCAGGUUCUAAAACGGUAAUGAAACAUGCUCUACGGCAACAAGCUAAACGAAGGCGCAAAAACACUACUAUUGCAGCUGGAAAUGUUGCUCCUAUUCCAAGAAUUAUACUUCCCUCCAAUCAAAUAAACACCAUUGAAGAUGAAUCUACUAGGGUGCCUACAAUGUUAGAAGUUUUAUCAUCUAUUCCAGGAUUUAGUUUGGUAAAACCACGUAAACGUCCUGGAUCUAAACGAUUGUCAGCUGCUGCUCAAUUGCAACAAGCAAAGGCUGAAGGUUGUGUUGAUCUAGAAACACCAGAUUCUGUUCUUGCACAAGUUAAUUUAAGAUCACUUUUGAAUAAACAAACUUUUUCUAUGCUCCCUCGUCUCUAUCAACACAAACUUGUUCAAUUGUUACCACAUGUUGAUCGAGAAAGUUUAAGUGAUACUCAAUCUGAUUUCAGGCCAUUAUUAAAUUCAUCUGUUUUAAAUAAUGAGUUCUUUGCUCAAGCUUGUCUUGAAUGGACUGAUAGAUUAUCAGAAGGAGAAUUUACACCUGAAAAUCAGCAAAAAAUGAAAAUGGAUAUUGAUCGUGAAAAAAGCAAGCUAGAUCCAUUUAAAUUGAAGUAUUUUGAACCUAUAUGGGGUGAAAAUAGACUAUCAAGUUCGAAUGCUGCUGUUUCGGAUUGGCGUAAUCCUAAGCAUAAAAAAACCGAAACUAUUACUGUUCCGGUAAACACACCACCAGUUAUUGCAGUUACCAAGGAUGUAACAAUAAAUGCAAUAAUAACAACAACAAAAGAGACAACAACAACGACGACAACGACUACAAUUACAACAACAACAGCAACAACAACAAUACCAACUACUUGUUCUUCAUCGGAUGAUAUUAAAAGUGAAGAUACAAAAUUAGAUUUACCAUGGGAUUCUGUUGAUUCCACGACUGAUUCUACAAUAAAACCAUUAGUAGAGGAUAUGGUUUUACCAAAAGAUGAAGACAUUGAAAUAGAUAUUCCAUUGAAAGAUGAAUUUAUAAGCGAUGUUGGUAAAAUUGAUGAUGUUAAUUUAGAUGAAACAUCAGUGAUUAAAAACUGGUCUUCGUUAAUGAAUGAUGAUCUGGGUACAUUAAUUCCAGAAUAUGAUAAUGUUUCUACUUCAAAAGAAAAAGAACAAAGUGAAAGUGAAGUUCAAUUGGAGUUGGAAGUAACUUUAACUCCAAAAAUAGAUGAUGUAAACUCAACAACUAAUCAAAUUCCAUCAAACGAAACAAAUGAUAGUAAUAUGAAUAUGAAUAUGAAUAUGAAUAUUAUACAAGAACUUCCAAAAACCAUUUCUCCGCCUGUGGUUGUUCGAAUGCCUAGUGUUAUUCAACCUCUUGUUAUUACUUCUUCUAACAGUUCACCAUUACCCAGUACACCAUCUUUAUCAAUAUCUCCUUUACUUCAAUCUCCUUUAGAGUCUAAUAUCCCUAAUGAUUUUUCAUUUAUCAACACAAUAUCUAAUAUAUCAUCAGCUCCUUCUGAUCGUCCAGUUCAUCAUACUUAUGUGUCAUCAAUCAAAUCACAGGUGAGCUCAAGUAGUUGUACAACAAGUAGAACUAAUAGUAGAUCAACAUUGAAGCAACCACCUGGUGCUAUCAAUUUAGAAAGAAGUUACCAAAUAUGUCAAGCUGUUAUACAAAAUAGUCCUAAUCGUAAUCAACUUAGAUGUCAACUGAAACCACCACCAUCAGUAUUAAUUGGCAAAAGUUCUUUUAUACGUAAUGGACCAAAACCAAUAAAAAAUAUAAAUAUUACCAGCAGUUCACAACCUCUAGUUGUUAGGCAUGUGUUUGCAUCUUCUCGUGGCAUUCCAGUAACAAUGUCUGUUGGACCUCCAUAUGCAUCUGAUCAACAGCAAUUAACCGAAAAACAAAUGGGGCAGUACCUGUUGGUUCAGAGGUCUGGUGGAAUAACAGGUAUACGCCGAUCAUCUAGUGCUCCUCCGACCAAUAACAAAAUAGCUCCAAUUUUAAACGGUGGAAGACCAGCAAGUGUAGGUAUACAAGUAUCUACCUAUGGUCAGUCACAACAAACUAAUGAUUGUUCUUGUAGUCUUAAUGCUAUGGUAGUAUGUAAGAAAUGUGGGGCAUUUUGUCAUGACGAUUGCAUUGGCCCUUCUAAACUUUGUGUAACGUGUCUUAUCCGAUAAUAAAGCUCAAAGUAUGAUACUAAAAAUAUUAUGUUAAACUAUAACACAAAAUUUUGUUCAGGUAUUUUUCGUAAAUUUAUGAAAUGUGUAGAUGAAAAAAUAUUAUUAUUUUUAUUAAUUGACUUAUUGCCUAUAUUUACUUUGUUUUAUUUUUAUUUUAUUCAAAUCCUCAGUCCUAAUUAUAUUGUUAUAUAUAUGUAUAAGUUGACCCUUUUGAAACUAAAUUAUUGACAAAAAUUACGGAUAAAUACUUAUUCAUAGCUUAUUUAAUUGUUCACUAUUAUUCACCAUAAAAUAUCCAAUUACACAAAAGCCGAUAUGACUAAAAUUAAAAUUACGUACAUUACAUUACAAUUUAAAACAUCAUGUUUAAUUAAUUGAUUAAAUCAUAAAUUUAAAAUAAAAUGUACAUAGAUUUUAUUCCCACCCUAAAGAUAAUCACAUGUACUUAUAAGGUAAUUUUUAAACAUCUGUUAUGUAUUUUUAAAGUCUUAAGUUUAAUCAUUGCUAAUAGUAGAUAGUAACCAUAAACACAAAUCAAACAAUUUCUUAUUAAUAAUAUAAACAUUUUAUAUAACUGUUCUUAUUGUAUUAUUUAUAAUAAGAAUUAUAGCUCAUGGAAAUAUGUUAUUAAGUAAAUAAAAUAAUAAUAAUUUAUAAACAAAAUUUAAAAAAAAGUGAAGUAAUACAUCACUAAGGUUGAGUUUUCUAGAAAGCUAGUCUCUUAUUAAAUUUAUUUAGUUUGGUUUUCUGUAUGUAAAUACCUACAAUAUUAAAAUAAAAAUUACCUUGUUUAAGUAUAGCAUUUUAAUUAUUAAACAUUUAAUCAAAGCAUUUUGUAUAAUUCCAAUGAUAAAAAUAUUUAUUCAGAUGUCCUUACUUAUUAAUAUUGUUAUGUAUUAAAAUUUAUAAAACUUAUUAUUAGUACAUUAUUUAUAAUUAUAUUUGUUUUUCAUUUGUCUAAAUAUUAUUCUGAUAAUUAAUUAAACAAAGACGCCAUGUUUUAUAUGACUUGUUACUAAUACAGUUAUAUUUAAGUUUUAAGUUAUCAAUCUCAAAUUUUCCAAGUUUUUUUUAAUAAAUUUGAUUAUAUAUAUUUAUAUAUAUAUUUUUUAUUAAAAGUUGAAUUGGUUAUAAUUAAAAACAUUUAUAAGUUAAGAGCUUAAUUCAAACUUGUGUGGUGUACAAGACUAUGUUUAUAGAUUUUUGUCAGUUAUGUGAUAAUGUAGAGUAUUUAGAAAUGUUCUCGUUUCUUCUCUAAAGCUCAAAAAUUAAUUUCAAUAGAAUUAUUCUUUAAAAAAUGUGUAUAUAAUAAAAUGGAUUUAUUAUAGUUAAAUAAAAUAAAUACACUCUUCUUCUUCUCUUUCACCGUAAUUGUCCAACAAAAUUAAACAAAUUACGAUGACUGUCUUAGAUAUUAUUUUGAAUAAUUCCAUAUAUUAUGUGCCUAUAUAUUGUACAUGUAUUCAAAGUAGACUAUCAGAUUUUCUCUAUUUCAAUUAUUGAAGUGUAGCAUAUAACAAAAUAUGGAGUCAAUGAUAAAAAAAAAUAUGUAAAUAGCAAUACUUAAAAACUUAUUGAUUUAUACCUGUAUAAAAUAUACAGAUAUAUAUUACAUACAUAUUUAAAAUUUAAUAUUACUUUUUACAUGUCUCCAAUGUUAUAAACAUUAAGUAAUAUCAAUCAACUACCAUCUAAGUACUAACCAGUUGUGACGUUGAUAUAACUUAUAAGUAUAUUAAAAUCAAAUGAUCUGUUAUAAGCUGUCCGAGCAUUAGAAAAUUACCUUUAAUUUGCACUAUUGUUUCGGUGAUGGAAUUGUGUUAUCUUACUGUACUUUUUUUUUUUUUUUUUUUAAUUUUAUUAAUAAAUCUUACGCAAUAAUGUUAAAACCCAUUUUACUGUCCUUAUAUAAUUGUUAAUAAAUUUAUUGUUGUGUAUUGGUCGUAUUCUGUAUGAAAAUAUGUGCUUGAGUAUUUGCAACAAUAUUUGAGCAUACAUUAUUGAAAACAGUAUACGCAACCAAACAGAGUUGUCAUAAUAUUAUGUUUUAUUUUUUUAUAAUAAUCCCUCUUUUAAGAUAUUACUAUAUAUUUUAUUUGCAAUGGGUACAUAAUAAGAAAACGAAAAUCCAAACUGAUAUUUAGUACCCCAUAUUUGAUAACAUUUUUGUUAAGUUUUUGUUUUUUUUAUUUAUUUACUUUUUUUUAUGAUUAUUAAACGUAUCCUAAAUUUAAAAAUUAAACAAUUCUAUAUUAAAAAAUAAUAUAGGAUAUAGUGAUAUUGUUUAUCGUUUUCUGUAAUAUUAUGUCCUCAUAUACUAUAUUAACAAUGUAUCAUUUAUAAAUGUCCACUGUACCCACAUACUUGAACCAUUUAUUUUCCAGAAAAAUGUUAAAUACAAAUUUUAUUUAUUUAUUGAUUAUUAUUAUUUUUUCAUCCGAUUUAAAUAAGAUAUUUGAUGUUAUAAUAUAAAAAUAUAUAUGAUGUUUUUUUUAUUUAGUUUUAUAAAAAUACCUACUAGACACUAAAAAAUUAAGCAUUUAUUUAGGUUAAAAAUAAACUGUACAUAAAUAUAUUGAUUCUCAUUCUGUUUAUGCUACUGUAAUGAUAUUGUUAAUUUACUUUAUUAUUUAUAGGAAUAAUAUACAAUUAUUAAGUGUA